This is a messenger RNA of Penicillium coprophilum, 1470 nucleotides long. Its product is annotated as cytochrome P450. The transcript has 4 exons. The coding region runs from base 1 to 1470 and encodes 489 amino acids. The record is from RefSeq and is a predicted model, not a curated record. Gene Ontology annotation, molecular function: monooxygenase activity; iron ion binding; oxidoreductase activity, acting on paired donors, with incorporation or reduction of molecular oxygen. Lineage: Eukaryota; Fungi; Ascomycota; Eurotiomycetes; Eurotiales; Aspergillaceae.
AUGAUACCCAUAAUCUAUCUAGUGGCCAUCACUCCAUUAGGAUACCUUCUAUGGACAGUGAUUUACAACCUUUACUUUAGUCCACUGUCGAGAUUUCCAGGACCGAAACUUGCCGCAUGUACCAAUCUCCAAAAUCUAUAUUGGACAUCAACAGGGCAGUAUCACUACAAACUCAAAGAGCUCCAUGAUAAGUAUGGAGAUGUAGUUCGGACAGCUCCCAAAUCUCUUGUUUAUCGCAGCCCACAAGCAUGGAAAGAUAUCUACGGCCACCGAAAAUCCGGAGCUGGGUCGUUUCUAAAAGACCCAAAAUUCUAUCUACAGGGACCGAAAGGGCCAAACAUUGUCAACGCCAAUGAUGAAGAUCAUUCAAGGGAAAGGAGAUUGCUCUCGCAUGCCUUCUCUGAAAAAGCCCUACGGGAGCAAGAACCCCUAGUUCAGUCUUAUGUUGACAUGUUAGUGGAGCGACUGAAGGGUGUAAGUUCGUCAUCACGGAAAGCAGUUGACAUGUCUCAGUGGUACAACUUCACCACUUUUGACAUCAUCGGUGACUUGGCCUUUGGCGAACCCUUUGACUGCUUACGGGAAAGCCAAUAUCACCCUUGGGUCAAGAUGAUGUUUAUGAGCAUGAAAGUUUUUGCUUUAUCACGGCCACUGUUAGUCUAUCCUUUUUUGGCGCCCAUUGUCAGGAUGCUUUUACCGAAAAAGCAAAAGAAGAUGCGAGAAGACUCAUUUGCCUUGGCAGCAAACAAAGUCCAUCGUCGAUUGGAGAGCAAGGUUGAACGGCCGGAUUUCAUGACUUACAUUUUGCGAUAUAAUGAUGACAGGUCCAUGACUAUACGGGAAAUAGAAGCAAAUGCUGCCUUGUUAAUUCUCGCUGGAAGUGAAACGACCGCCAGUCUACUCUCCGGAUUCACCUAUUAUAUCGUCGCAAAUCCCUCAGCCUAUCGGAAACUCGUGGAUGAGAUCCGAGGAUCAUUCAAAUCUUAUGAAGACAUAGGUUUCCAAACAGUCGGUCAACUGACUUACCUGAAUGCAGCACUCGAGGAAAGCUUACGGGUCUAUCCACCUGUCCCGUCUAUCAUUCCACGGGUUGUACCUAAAGACGGUGCAUUGAUCGAUGGACAAUUCAUUCCGGAGGAUAUUUCUGUGUCUGGGGCCCACUAUUCAACCUAUCAUUCUGAGUCUCAUUUUGCCGAAGCGGAUUCUUUUAUCCCUGAAAGGUGGCUGGAGAGCAGAGACAAACGCUUUGAGUCGGACCGUCGGGCAGCAGUCCAACCAUUCUCACUUGGGCCCCGUAACUGUCUUGGCAGAAAUCUUGCCUAUGCAGAAAUGCGUCUGAUUGCGGCCAAGGUCUUCUGGAGCUUUGACAUGACUAUGGAUGAAAGUUCAGCUGCUUGGAAUAUCCAGAAAUCUUACAAUAUCUGGGAACGUAAGCCAUUGAUGGUGACCCUAUCCAUGGCACAGCAUUGA